AUGGACCUCGAGAAGUCAAGUUUUAAUAGCCGAGACAUCGAGUCGGCCAAAAGGGACCUGCAGCUCCGCGUGUACCCGACGGAGCUGCGCUUUGUGGACGCGGUGGCCGGGAAAGUGUACCGCCUCUCGGUCACUCUGCACAAUGUCGGCCGCAGUAACCAGAAGAUCCGCUUCCAGGAGCCCAGCAAGCCGCAGUUCAAACUGGUUAUGUCCACUCUGGAUAAAGCUCUUGCUUCUGGACUUCAGUUGACAGCGGUGGUGGAAUAUCAUCCUGAUAAAGAUGAAGACAAUCAUGACGAGUUAGUUAUUUAUAUAGGAAGUAAAACCUUGACGAUCCCUCUCAUAGGGUUGAUACCUACCUGCCAAUGGCAAGUUGAGCAGGUAAUUGAUUUUGGAAAAUUAGUUGCCAACAGUAAAGUGUACUGUAAGGAAGUUAAUGUCUUUAACCACGGCAAAGCUCCAGGUACAUUUCUAGCAGAAUAUCUUGGCCAUUUACCCAUUGUCAUUUCUCCAACUAAUGGUACUGUGAUGCCUAAGUCAUCAAUGGUCUUUAAAGUGGAUCUCUGUACAUCAAAAGCUCAAGUUGUAAAUGAAAGAUACAUUGUAAUUUUGCAAGGUCAACCAGACAUACACUUAAAUAUCAAAGCUCAUGUGGUUAACCAGGUUAUUGAAGUGUUAAACAUAAAUACUGGUAAAAAAAUCAAAUGCAUAGACUUUAGUUUUGUUUACUUUGGGACAUCAAAACUUGAAUAUGCAUAUCUACACAAUGAUAGUCCAGAAGCUGUAACUUGGGUGGCUAUAUUACAAGAUGAUACAGUCGGAGAAGAAGUGGCUACAAAUAUUCGACAAAGGACUGAUGUUGUUUUAAAUAAUCUCAGUUACUUGAGCAAAAUAAGAAAUAUAGAUGUUUCCAAUUUUAUCACCUGUAUUCCUAAUGAAGGGAAGUUGCAACCUUAUGAAAAGGUUCAGCUUACAUUCUGUUUCAGCCCAAAGCUACUCACUGAUGAUACUAAAAAUUUUGACCCAGCACACAGGCAGGACUAUGCUCUCUUUUUGAGAUUUGAGUGUGUAGGAAGUAGAGAUGGCUAUUUGAGAAAUGAUAUCAAUAAAGAAAUCAAAAGUGAUCAGUAUAAUCGAGUGGAAUUAGCGCUGACAGGCACGGGACUUCCUGUCUUACUACAAUUCAUUCCAGGAAAAGUCUUUACUUUUCAGCCUUGUUUAAUCGGCGGCCAUUCAGACAUGAUAUGUACUAUGCACAAUCAUUCCAGGUCACUUCCUGUAUCCUACCAGUUUAAGAAAGCUGCUCAUUUUAAAAUUAACCCUAAAAAGGGCAAGAUUGAUGAAGGAUGUAACCAGGUAGUGACAUGUUCUUUUAUUCCACAUCAAAUUGGAAUCUUUAAAGUGAAGCAAAUCAUAGAGAUUAUUGGCUUAGUGGCAAAUGAAGAUUUCCAGUCUACAACACUGAAACCUUUCCAUGAAAUGAAUUUGUAUUUCAACAGUGUCUGUAAACCUUCUACCACAGAAGUUGUAAUGGCAAUUAAUCCUGGUCUGUCCCCUUUGGUCAGUAAUCCUACAGUACGGUAUGUGACCAAAGAUGUGGUAAACAGGAAGGAAUCCACGCGCGCCGCAAUGCUUCAGUCAGCUCUGACACCUAUUCACGAUCAUCGUUCUGCUAAGGAGUACUCUGCUAAAGACGCACUGAUUGCCUUCCCCAAUGAUCGAGCUGCAAGUAUCAGGCCUGGAGACCACAAAAAUUUCAGGACAAUUUUCACGAAGAUUCCGAGAUACAGUUACGUGGAUCCUGAAUUCGAGUACACAGAUCUUGAAAAAUUAGAAAAGGGACUCCAUAAAAACUAUUAUGCACGAUAUAUUAACUAUUUGAGAAAUAUGCGCAUACAGAAGCAAGCAGAGAGGGAAUUCAUAAGAUCACAUAGUAUAACAGAGAGAGAAAUACCUCCUGAUUCAGGUGUGAAAUCACCUGAGCAUUUAGGAGCAGAGGUUCCAGAGGAGUCCCAGUUAAUAGACCUUUGGCCCAAACCUAACCAAAUGCUAACUACCAAGAACAUAAUAGCCAAAGUCACAAAGUCUCUGAAAAGAAAGAUUAUCCAAGGAAUUAAGUCUGAACCAUCCACUCCUACUGAGAAACAUCACUGUUCAAUUGUUUUGACACCAAAGCAAAUUCACCAAGUAAUCAUUGGGCCUUCUGUUCUUAACUUUGGAGAUGUUUGUGUGCAUUCCAUAAAUUCACAAGUAAUUAAUAUUAUUAAUAUGCUAUCUGUGCAUGUUUUGAUCGAGUUUGAUAUUCAGUUUAAAGAACUUGAAAAGAGCAAACAGUUUUCAUUUGUUAUUCCACCCAUAGCCUGCACUUAUAUUUCAAUGAUAUUUCACACUACCACCGUUGGGAAGUUUUGGAAGUCUUUCACCUUUAAAUUGAAUGGUAAACCUACUGGACACAUACUUGUGAUGGCAGUUGUCCACCCAGUAAGACUUGAGUUGUCUUACAAUGACAUAGUAUUGAAACCACAAGGUUUCUUGAUGAAAUCAUGUUUUAGGAAGACAGUUAGUUUGUAUAAUCCCAAUAAUUAUUUUGCCCAAUUUGAAUGGGAACCUGUGAAGAAAAAAGGGAUGGCAUUUUCCGUUAAUCCAGUUAAAGGCAUAGUUGAACCACAUUCCUCACUGGAGUGUGAAGUAACAUGGAACCCAGGCUUCAGUUCCCUAGAAAAGGGAGAAAUUAUUCUUCACGUUCCUGAAGGAAACACAACAAAACUAAAAUGUACUGCAGAGCCUGGUCAGAGCAAGGUCAUGUAUCUGGAGCCAAGGGUAAUAUUCAGUCAUGCUCCUCAAGGUUUGACAAGUUGGAGGACAGCAGUUCUUCAUAACGUCGGACCAAACCAUGCUUAUUACAGGAUUUGUGAUGAAGGUCUUUCACCUAUCAUUAAAAUUGUUCCAGCGGAAGGAAUAAUUCCAUUUGGGGGACUAUCUGUUAUCAAUGUCUCCUGUACCCCUUCUGAGGCAGGAAAUUUUGAUACAAAAGCAAAGAUUUCUAUUCAUGGUGCAAAUAUCAUAACCCUCAGGAUUGGUGGAACUGUUGACAUCGCUGAAGUUGAAAUUGAGCCAAGUGUGCUUAAGUUUAUUGGCACCUAUGUUGACAGUACCAAUAUUUUUCCAAUAUCCAUAAUUAACAAAGGUGUAACACGUGCCAGAGUAUCUUUUAAUAUGGAAGAACAUAGAGAAUUUUCAGUACAUUUUGCAGACAAAUCAGUAAAGAUAUUCGACCCUGAGUCUCCUCAUGUCUACUUUUUGGAAUUAGAUGGAAAGACAACUUUGGAAUGUGGCAUAGCAUUUGCUCCUAAAGAAGUGGCAGUGCACAAAUUUCAACUUCACGUUCUAGUAAAUAACUUCAAUGCUUCAGAACUUUAUUGCCAACAUCUUUUGGAAAAGACUCCUUUAACUCUAAAGAAAAGACCACUUAUUAAACCAUUUUUCAUUCAAGCUACAGCAUUACAGGCACCAUUGACAUUUUCCAAAAGUGUUAUUGUGUUUGAAAUUCCACUACAUGAUUUGGAAUCUGAAAAUAAUUCCAAGAGAUCUGAGGAUCUUGUCAUAAAUAAUGUAUCAAAGAAAACUGUGCAGUGGACUUUUAGUAAGAGUCAAACUAGCAAUCUUUUCAUGGAUCCUGUGUUCAAGUUUAGUAAAGUGAAUGGAGUUCUGCUUCCAGGGGAAGAGUGUAAAGUCACCAUAGAUUUUCAGCCAACUUGUGAUAAAGAAUACAUUGUUGAUGUUCCCGUACUUUUAAAUGAUAAUCCAGUUUGCUAUCGGACGUUAAAAAUGAUUGGAGAAGUAAAAUCACCCAAGUUAUCGUUUGAUCCUCCUCAUGUAUUUUUCACUCCUGUUCCUUUGGAUGUAAGAAUUGCACUGGACAUCGUCAUUUCACCUAAAAACCAUUUCAAAAAUGCAUCUGUAAGAGUCUCCGUCCCCAAAGUAAAAGGUCCUGAUGGUGAAGAGCUUCGCCCCAUUUCCGUGAGGUUUCCCAAUGGUUCACUUAUCCAGGGCUCUCCCAGUGGAAUCAAUUCUCCACUCACCUGCCGCCUCGCCUUCAAAUCAUCUAAGUCUGUUUCACUUUUCUUGAAUGUUCGUUUUUCAUCUAUGGCACACAGAUGGUUUUCACUUCCGGUUUCUGCAACAGCAGAAAACUGCAUUCUUACAAUCUACCCAUAUAUGGCAUUACAUAUUGAUGAACAAAAAAUUGUUUUAAAGGAUGAUGAAAGUGCAAGUGUUUUGAAUGCAGACUUGUCAUUACUCUGCAAUGAUGAAUUUAUUUCUCCCGAGCCUUCUAAGUGUGUUGUAUCUGUACCUACAACUGGAAGAAAAUUAUCUGUUGGUAUUGAAGUGACAUAUGAACGUAACAAAUUCCUCAGAAGGCAGAGCGUAAAAAGUGAUCAUGAUGGAACUAUGGAAACGGAGGAGGAAAAUAAACAAUUCUUUUUUCCUGACGAAGGAACAAAGGCCUAUACGUUCUUUCACAAGAUUGUAAAUGCAGCUCAGACCUGGUUCAGUCUUUUCGGCUGGCCUGGAGGACCCCAUUCUCUAUCUAUUCCAGAGACAGUACGAAGGGAUUUAUAUAAGCUACAAAUUUGUUCCUCUGCAUCAUCUGGAAAUUAUUCCUGUCAGGAUAACUUUUCCAAAUUUAAUAAGACCAUUUAUGACGUGAUAAUACACUUGAGUGGGAUAGUACCACCUGGAAUUAAUUCAGACCAGUCUUUACCUGUGGAUCGCGUUGAAAGGGUGAUUCAACUUUAUUCUCAACAUUCAUCACUUCUUAAGUUUCUCAAAGCUCAUGGAGCAUAUAUUUCACAUGUGUUGCCUGAAUUUCUGUUUGAACCUGAUGAUUACUCUUUGUGGAUUAAACUUAUGUCUUCCAGUGAUUCCAAUUCAGAGAAUUGCCUCGUGUCUCGGGAAACACUUUCUAUUUUUGUAGAUAAGGAAAAAUUUGAAGUGUGGAGUAAACGGGCAUGGACAGAUGUAUUUCUUCAGAUAUACAAGAUUAUGGUCCUCUCCCGGAUUGUACCACAUAAGAGCAAAGAUUUGCCCCAAAUAAGUGUGAAGAGUUCGCCCAAACUCAAUCCUUGUUUCAUAUCCAGCAACAUGUAUUCUAAUCCUGAAAGGCUUCUGCUGAGCUGGCUGAACACAAAUUAUGAAAAUGCCAGACAAAUUAUAUGGAAAAACUGUCUUAGAGGUGUUGCUCCCAGUGAGAGAUGGAUAAUAAAUUUCGACACCGAUCUUUCAGAUGGCCUUGUUUUAGGAACACAGUUUGGAGCCUAUUGUCCUUUUUUGAUUGACUCUCAUUUGGUUAAUAUGUAUACACAUCCAAAAAGUCCUGAACAGUAUUUGCACAAUUGCCUAAUCAUUGUCAAUGUCCUGCAUGAAAUUGGCUUUGAAAUGGAUAUACAGGCCACCGACAUCUGUGACCCCAAUCCAAUCAUGAUGCUCAUGCUUUGUGCCUACAUGUAUGAAAGACUCCCUACCUAUCUUCCCAAGAAAAUGGUGUUGUUUAACUGCUCGCUGCAUGACACUGCAGUUAGACAGAUUCUAAUAAAAAAUCCAAGCAUGAGUCAGUUAGUCUAUACUGCUAUGAUCGUGGGAAGAGAUGCUGCUGACUUCAGCCUUACUCAAAAAGGGGACACUUUCGUAGUCGCUCCAAGAGGCCAAGUUGAUGUUAAUGUGGAAUUCACCAGCCGCUUCCUCCAUCCUGCUGAAGCAUUGUUGCUGUUGGUUUCAAAAACUAAGCAUGCAGAGGGAGGAAGUACCUUGACUUUUGCCCUCAAGGGUGAACUUCUCCAGUUUAAAUCUGUUGAUAUUAUAAAAUGUAUAAGCCCGUGUUAUACAUGGAAAGAAGUCACCGUGACUAUUAAAAAUCCAUUUCGUUCUGCUGGAGAGUUUAGAGUCAUUUUGCUGGAAUCCUCAACAUUUAUCUCCAUGCCAUCCCAGUUACUUGAAUCGAAACAAUUGCUCAACCGAAUGGAAGAUGAGGACCACACAAGCUGCGAUCGUGAUGUAUCUGAAGGCUGUGUUCCGAGCGCAAGUAGCCUAAAAACCUCAAUUAAGUGCAAUUUCGUCAGAGAGUUCUUUUGCUCUGAAACUACUUUCAACCUGUCAUUGAAAGGGUCAUCCUUGAAACUGUUCUUCCUUCCUUUCGCCAUGCACCUGCGCUACUGCAUCAUCAUCCUCAGCAGCAGAAAGAUUGGAGAAAUAGUAUACAUUUUGGAAGGCAGAGGCAUCAUCCCCUUACCUUCCUAUUUCCCGUCUAUGAUGUCUUCCUUCCAAACCGACCACAAAGACCGCAAAGAUACUAAAGAUGAAGCGCUUAGUAAGAAGGAUCCAGUACUGUACUUGAAGUGCAAACUCGGCGAAGUUCUAUGUACGAACCUUAACUUUCCCCUGAUUAAUGAUGCCAAGGAAAAGGCUUUCGCUUUUGCAGCGCAGCGACAGAUGUCGAAGAUGGAGUAUGAUCGAAGGGAGAUCACAGGCACGCUGGAGAGCAGCAGUGUCCGCGUGGCUGUCGCCCUUCUCGGCCUGACAAAAUUAGAGUGUCGUACAUUUUUCACUACCUCACAGUUCAAGAGGCCAAAGACCAUUUUAUACACGGUAGAAAUCAGCCUUCCAGAAUUCUUUCAUGUUCCAGAUAAAAUCUAUAUCCCUCAGAUUCCAGAAAGUAGAACUAAACAUAGCGAAUUGCAUGGAAUGAAACUUGAGCAUAAAUCAGAACCAGAUGCAUCUAUUGCAGUUCCUUUACGAUUUCUUCCUCUCGAAUCUGGACGCUACCCAUGUAAAAUUUUGUUAAAAUCAAAGUAUGAUGUACGUUUCUAUCUGAUUGAAGGUGUUGUGGAUGAACAAUGGGUCGAAGGUAGAUUUGAGUUUAGAACACGUGCAUUUAAAGCCAUCACCCAGCAUAUUCCAAUCGCUAAUACGACAAACAAAGAAUGGAAAUGUCGAGCCGAAAUAGAAGGAGAUUGGUUUUAUGGACCUCCUGUUAUAUAUAUUGGACCGAAUAAAAAAACAAGCUAUCCUCUUACAUUCAAGCCUAUUUUGGAAUGUGAAAUCCUGGGGAAACUUACUCUAGUAAAUGUAGCAGAUGCUAUGAAACAUAUCUUUGAAAUAAGAGGGAUUGGAAAGCCACCUCUGGCAAUAGAAAACAUCGUGGUGGACUGUCCAGUGGGGAUUGAUACAAGAAGAACCAUAAUGGUGCCCAAUCACACCAAAAGUAUCUUAACAUAUAAGGUUACUUCAGAUCUUUCAAUAGUGUGGGGAAAUCCAGCCAUCACUGUACAACCUGAUAACAUUGUUCCAUAUAUUCUACACAUAAACCCUUGGAAACGUGGUCAAUAUAAAGGUAUGAUUACAUUUACUGUUCUAAACAAACAAGAGAUUGAUCUUCGGGAACAGCCACGCCCAAAACCACGUAAAGACUCAGUUCUUCGCCGGGAGCGUCGUAGAGCCUCGGUUUAUAGGCGGCGCGUAUCACUGAUACCCGCAGUGUUUAAUAAGAAAGCAACAGAUGAUUCUCUUAAAAAUUUAAGAGUCUGGUUUUGUAUUGAUAUCAACAGCAUUCCUGGAUUACCUGUAGACAUUUUCGAAAUUAAAGGCACUGCGCUGGAGCCCGUUUUUGUUGAAAUACCUCUUCAUAAUACACAAGACAAAAUUCUUCAUAUAGAAGUGCUGUUAUCGAGUCCUGCCCUUUCUGGAAUGAAGGAAAUUGAUUUGUCUCCAGAAGAAAAUAGAAACUAUUCUGUCCAGAUUAGUACGGCAGUUACAGGAAGCUGUGAAGAAAAAAUUAUUUUCCAGCCUGAAACUUCCUUUGAGUUCUGGUAUUUACUGAAAUUGACUAUUGAUUUGCCAAAACCAACCACAAUUUCGGAAUUACAAUGUGAACUUGGAAAGUAUAUCAGUCAAAAUAUUACUUUAAAUAAUCCUACAUAUCAAGUGUUGGAAUUGAAAGGAAUUAGCACUAAUCCUGUAAAUUUUAUCCUGCAAUUACCUGAUGAGCCACUGGUCAUACCACCAUUUUCUAGCAAGGAGAUAUCUUUUCAUUAUUAUCCUUCUGCACUUGGAAAGACAAAUCAACAAGGUUCUAUCAUCUUCUCUUGUUCUCAGUUUGAAGAGUGGGUUUUUAACGUCUCUGGAAUGGGACUAUAUCCUAUCUCUCUGAACAUUGAAAGAAUAAGCACUUAUAUUCGUCUUCCUAAAUGCGUUGUUAUACCGUUCCAAAAUCCCACCAUGGAAGAAGUCAUAGUUGAUAUCACACUAACAAAUGAGGAAAAGCCCGAGAAUUUCAUCAUUGAUGAUUUCUGGAAUGACUUUUUCGAGAGAACUUCUGUCUUCAUCCUUAGUGAUGACCUGCCUACACCACAUGAGAUUAGAUUGCCUCCAAGAGGAAAACUAAGUAUCCCAGUGUUUUUCAUCCCAGACAUUAUGAGGUUAUACAAAACGAUAGUCAUUAUUCAAAUGAAAAGAGUAAAUGGUGAAUUGUGGCCUAUUGAUCAUCUUGAUGAACUGAACGUAGACUUGAAACAGAUUAUAAGUAUAUUCAAUGAAAAAGUCCCAAUAAUACAUUGGCUGUACCCCAUCAUUGGACUCCCCGAGGCGAGAAAUCCGACAUACCCUCUGGGUGAUAAAGAAGUACGUGAAUUCGAAUAUGAAAUUGAAUUUGAAUCUGAAGAGAAAAAGAAGCUCUUGGAAUCCUGUGUAGCUGCAUAUAUGCUAGAUAAGUCUUACAAUGUCGACACUGAAGAAAUAACACUGAUCUUCUCUCUGGUAUUUGCACCAAAAAAACCAUUGAGGUCUAAAGUUUCUCUGACAAUACAGUGUUCAUCAGAUGGGAUCUGGCGAUUUCCCCUGUUGUUGGUUGCUAAACAACCUAACCCAGAUGGUAUCAUUAAUAUCGAAGGAGUUGGUUUAAAUAAAGAUUCUUACCUUGAGUUCUAUCUGACAACGGCUUCCAGAGAUCCAGAACCAUUCACUGCAUGCUUCCGACCUAAAAGUGAUCCUGAGUUUUUUAUAACACCUCAAGAAGGAGAACUCCGUCCUCAUGAAAGUGAGAGAUCUAUCUUCAGAGUGGGUUUUAAGCCCCAAAGAUAUGGUAAACCAUACAAAGCAGAGUUAGUAAUAGAGACAGAAGAUAUGUACUGGUUAUAUGCUGUCUAUGGAGUAAUUCCAACUUCUGCACCUUCAAAAGAUGUGAAAGCCAAGGUUGACUGUCAUAGGAUGUCUGAGUCUAAAACAAAGUGUGUGCACAAUUACGUCUAUGAAAAUGCUCGGCUCUUUAAGACAGGGCUGUCCCCUAAAACAAAAAAUGCUCCUUUGACAUGGAAGAAUAAAUAA
This is a messenger RNA of Sorex araneus (European shrew), 9378 nucleotides long. It is a transcript of the gene CFAP47, whose product is annotated as cilia and flagella associated protein 47. The coding region runs from base 1 to 9378 and encodes 3125 amino acids. The record is from RefSeq and is a predicted model, not a curated record. Lineage: Eukaryota; Metazoa; Chordata; Mammalia; Eulipotyphla; Soricidae. Gene Ontology annotation, molecular function: protein binding. The transcript has 64 exons.